AUGGAUAACGACGAGGAAACGCAAUCAGACGUCCAAGUGACACAAGUAGAUGGAGCGGUCAAAAUCAAAGUUCCGAUGAACAUGCUGAACAAGAAGUGGGAGAAGUGGAUGACUGAGAAUAACAGAGUGUACUCCAGUGAAGAGGAAGCGGAACGGCGACGGGGAUAUUGGACGAACUAUGCAAUUGCGAUGAUGCAACACAAUGUGAAACAUGACAUGUGCAUGGAGUGCUCCGAGUUGUCGUUUAACCAGUACAUGGAUCUGGGUCCGAAUGAACGAGUGUGCGCUUGCAGUGGUGUUUGUUCAAACGAUUCCCAGACCAAUUAUUGUAAAUCGGAUCAUCCUGAUGCAGAUCAAUCAUCGUGA
Echinostoma caproni is the source of this 366-nucleotide messenger RNA. NCBI's taxonomy places the organism in Eukaryota, Metazoa, Platyhelminthes, Trematoda, Plagiorchiida, Echinostomatidae. The record is from the annotation of a GenBank genome assembly.